Messenger RNA from [Torrubiella] hemipterigena, 837 nucleotides. The record is from the annotation of a GenBank genome assembly. Lineage: Eukaryota; Fungi; Ascomycota; Sordariomycetes; Hypocreales; Clavicipitaceae.
AUGUCGAGCGGCGGCGGCUUCCUCGGCCGUUCCAGCUCCAGCAAUGCCAAUAUGCGCGGUUUGGUUCAGUUUAUUGCUGAUUUAAGAAAUGCUCGCGCAAGAGAGCUUGAAGAGAAGCGCAUUAAUAAGGAGCUUGCCAACAUUCGACACAAGUUCAAAGACGGCAACCUGAGCGGCUAUCACAAGAAGAAAUACGUCUGCAAGCUGCUUUAUAUCUAUAUCCUGGGCUGGGAUGUUGACUUCGGACACCUUGAAGCUGUUAAUUUGAUCUCUGCUACCAAAUAUUCUGAGAAACAAAUUGGCUAUCUCGCAGUUACGCUCUUUCUUCAUGAGAAGCACGAACUGUUGCACUUGGUUGUAAACAGCAUUAGAAAGGAUCUGUUGGACAACAACGAGCUCUUUAAUUGCUUGGCUCUUCAUGCAAUUGCAAAUGUCGGCGGACGUGAAAUGGGUGAAGCGCUCAGCCCUGAUGUCCACCGCCUUCUUAUUGGACCAACGUCCAAAUCUUUUGUUAAGAAGAAGGCUGCAUUAACACUACUGCGUCUCUACCGAAAGCAUCCUGAUAUCGUAUCACCACAGUGGGCAGACCGCAUCAUCCAUCUGAUGGAUGAAAACGAUGUAGGCGUUGCGCUGUCUGUUACUUCCUUGGUUAUGACGAUAGCCCAAGACAACCUCGAUUUAUACAAGGGAGCAUAUGCGAAGGCUGCCGCAAGACUGAAGCGCAUCGUGAUUGAUGCAGAAUACACGGCCGAUUAUCUGUAUUACAAGGUGCCUUGCCCCUGGCUGCAAAUCAAGCUUUUACGUUUGUUGCAAUACUUUGCGCCGUCUGGUAAAUGA